Molecule: messenger RNA, 1930 nt
Organism: Apus apus (common swift)
Lineage: Eukaryota; Metazoa; Chordata; Aves; Apodiformes; Apodidae
Gene: EME1
Product: essential meiotic structure-specific endonuclease 1
Exons: 8
Coding region: 23-1654 (543 amino acids)
Biological process (GO): mitotic intra-S DNA damage checkpoint signaling; double-strand break repair; resolution of meiotic recombination intermediates
Cellular component (GO): nucleus; Holliday junction resolvase complex
Molecular function (GO): nuclease activity; DNA binding
Source: RefSeq, a predicted model, not a curated record
CUUCCGCGGAGGGAGCGGCGCGAUGGCGGCCGCGGAGCCCGGGUCUGAGGGCAGCAGCGGGGAGGAGCUGCCGACCUUGGCCUCCCUGCUGCAGCUGCCGCCCUCUCCGCCCCUAUCGUGCGCCGGGUUGGGCCGCCAGCCGGUCUCGUCUCCCGCUCCCAAGGCGGGGAGCGAGGUGAAGGUGAUCGUGGUGUCCGGCAGUGAGAGCGAAGAGGAGGUGGAGGUCGUCCCCCUCUCUGAGAGGAUCAGGAGGGAGGUGGCUUUUCAGCCCUCCCAGGCGGGCCCUGGGGAUGCAGCAAGGGGAGAUGCAGCAAGGGGAGGUGGCCUUCGCGGUGGCCGCGAGCUGCUGGCACCUGGCAGUCGAGAAACGUCUUGUGGCAGCCAAAGUGACAUGGACAGCGUUAGGGGGCCCUCCUUGUGCCCCCUGCCAGCCUCUCCGCCUGACUCUGCAGACCAGCCUGGAAGCAGAGCAAGCCCAGAAACAUCCUCCCCUCCCAAGGAACCACAGUGUAGUGUGAAGAAGAGGAAGGCUAGCUGCCAGGCUGCGUUGCAGAAGAGGAAGGAGAGAGAAGCACAGAGGAGGCAGAAAGAGCAGGAAAAAGAGCAGAAGAGGGCCCUUGCCAAGAGGCUGAAAGCUCUGCGACCAGGAGAGUGCCAGAAAUACAUGACAGUAGUGGUAGAUGAAGUUCUCUUACAGGUAGAAGGUGGUGGGCAGAUCUUCAGUGCUCUGCGGGCUGCAAAUUACUUCUGUGUGGUUGAGAGCCAGGCUGUUCCCUGCAGCAUCACUUGGAGGAGAAAGGUUGUGCCAUCUCAGAUGGAAGAAGGAGAUGAAUGGACAGAAGAACCAAAUGUCCUGGUUCUGCUUCGCUUGGAGGAGUUUCUGCCCAUGGUUCGCAACUACAAACAAGCGAGACUACUUGAGGCCCAGGACUUCACAGAACAGAAGGAGACCCUCCAGAGCUAUGUAGCUGAUGUGGCAGAGAAAAUGCCUGGGAAAAUUCUGGCACUGGCAGUAGCUGACGUAGAAAAGUAUUUCAGGUCUCUCAGGUUUCAGUCAGGAAAAGGACUGCAGCGAGCAGCAGGCAGUGGAGACCAAGAGGAACAGGGAAAAAGGAGAAAAAAGAAAGUUAGGGAUUCUGGCCUGGAGCUAACCAGAAUGGAUGUGGAAGAAGCCCUGGUGGAUCUGCAGCUGUCCACACAAGUCCCAGUCAGGUUUUUUGAGAGCUGGGAGGAGCUUGGAGAAUUUGUCACUAUGUUCACAAAAGCUGUAGCUGAAGCACCGUUCAAGCGAGAGCGAGAGAAGACAGGGUUCCCCUUCUACUUGGAGAAGCGCUGGUGCGGAGGAGUGAGGGUGAAACCUUCUGGAGAGGGUCUCCUAGAAGUUUGGAAAAGGCAGAUACAACAAUUCAACCGUGUCAGCCGUGAGAUGGCUGAAGCUAUUGUGUCUGCCUACCCUUCUCCUCAGCUCCUGAUCCAGGCCUACAAGAGAUGCUCCUCAGACCAGGAGCAGGAAAACAUGCUGGCCAAUAUCACUGUGCACCGCGGGGAAGGCGUGACCGCCACCUCCCGCCGCAUCGGACCCGACCUCUCCCGAAGGAUCUAUCUGCAGAUGACUUCUCCUGAUCCUGACCUCUACUUGGAUGCCACUGGGUAACCUCCCCAGGGAACAAGGAUUUCAUUGGUUGGUUGGUUGAAGUAUUCACCUUCCUUCUGGGCAAUGGGUAACAAAUAGAGUUGUUGAUCCUGGUUUAAAGACUUAAAGCACAUUCAGGUUUUAUUGGAGCAGAAGAAGGUUGGAUAAAAUUGUUGAAUUGCUGCAGUUUACACAAGAAAGAUGAACAUCUUCUGUAAGAGCAUGAGUUGCACAUGUUUUAUAAUAAUGAUAGCUCCUAUAUCUUCCUAAAAAAUAAAUAAUAUUGAAUAAUAAUAA